Molecule: messenger RNA, 1771 nt
Organism: Aethina tumida (small hive beetle)
Lineage: Eukaryota; Metazoa; Arthropoda; Insecta; Coleoptera; Nitidulidae
Product: chitinase-3-like protein 2
Exons: 5
Coding region: 44-1522 (492 amino acids)
Biological process (GO): chitin catabolic process; carbohydrate metabolic process
Cellular component (GO): extracellular region
Molecular function (GO): chitin binding; chitinase activity
Source: RefSeq, a predicted model, not a curated record
AAAUAAACAUGAGACAAGAAAACAUUAUUUCCUUUACACAUUUAUGACAAUAACAAGCUUCAAACAAGAAACAUGUACGCGGAAGAUCAUUCCAGAUAUGUUUUGCUCACCAACGGCAACAACAGGCAAGUUCGUUUCUCCUCUCAAACUAAAUAAAUACAAAAAACAUUCGAUUUUUAGAACCUCUUGGAUACGAGACAAGAGCACUCUGAUAUUGUUCGCAGUGCUCAUUUUACCCGUUGUAAUUUUCUGUGUCAGUUACAUGACCCUGUUUGGCGUCUAUGAGAAAACAGUUUUCCCAAUCACCAGGACGUCAGAAGUGUCUGAACUCGCCAUUAAACGUGCCAUAAUUUACAACAGCCAAACAUACAAUGAAACAAAUCAGAUAUCGUUUGCGGGCAGCAAAAACCACAGUGAAACUACGCACGACUAUAAAUUGGUUUGCUACUACAAUUUCCCCAACAAAGAAGUUAAUCCUUUGAAAAGCGAAAACGUCGACCCAUUCCUAUGUACGCAUAUCAAUCUCGCUUUUGUGUCCGUCCUGAACAACACCCUGUACAUCAGUGACGCACAGACAGCGACGAUCAGAAGAAUUGCGGCGUUGAAACUGAUAAAUCCAAAAUUGAAAGUGUUACUGUCCGUCGGAGGCGCGGGUAACACCUCAGGCUUCGGCACGAUGGUAACGAAUCACGGCAACAGGAAAACGUUCAUCAAAUCGGUGAUGAAUUGCAUCAGAAACUAUCGCAUCGAUGGCAUAGAUUUGGACUGGGAAUAUCCCAACGAAGACCGAAAACAACGCAUGCAUUUCACGCAACUUUUGGAGGAAUUUCGCGCGUCGAUCAACAGACAAAACAAACCGUAUUUGUUGACGGUUGCAGUCGCUGCCCCCGUUCCGAUCGUCGACACCGCCUACGAUGUCAUGUACAUGAACGAUUACGUGGAUUAUGUAAAUUUGAUGUCGUACGACUAUCAUUUCUAUACGAAAUACACGCCAUUUACCGGUUUGAACUCGCCCUUGUACGGGAACUCGCAAGAUAUAUUCAUAUUCGCUACCCUGAACAUGAAUUACACUGUCAACUAUUGGAAUUACAAAGGAAUGGACAGGAAUAAGAUUGUUGUGGGUUUGCCAACUUAUGGGCACAGUUUCAAAUUGAUGAAUCCCCGGAAUAACGGUUUGUUUGCUCCCGCAUCCGGCUACGGAAAACUGGGCUCGAACGGUUUCAUAGACUACGGACAGGUGUGCGUGUUUCUUACUCUGAACCACAUCUCACCCAUUUUCGAUAUGGACACUAAAAGUCCGUACGCGUCCAAAUAUUUAGAAUGGAUUUCAUUCGACGACGAACAAAGUUUAUCUUACAAGGCGGAAUUCAUCAGGGAUAAUCAUUAUGGUGGGGCGAUGGUUUAUUCGAUGAACACGGACGAUCAUAAAGGCAUGUGCGCAUCGGUUGGUAAAUCAACGAUGAAAAAGUUCCCCUUGAUCAAUACGAUCAAACAAGUUUUGUCCGAAAAGUCACUAAAUUAAUGAAUAAUCUACACCAAAUAAAGUUCUUUCGACUGAUUGAUUCUAGCAUGGAUAGGCUUUUUGUAAAUGUAUUUCCGGUAGUUUACGGACUCUUCUCGUUCGAAUUGUGAUAUUUCCCUUAGUAUUAGAGAAAAACUUGUUGUUUCAUGCUCAGAAACUUGUAAAUGUAUUAUUAUUAUUAUUAUUAUUAUUAUUAUUAUUAUUAUUAUUAUAAUUAUAAUCUAUUCAUGUAUUAUAUGAUUGAUUGAU